CCUUUCCAUUUGCUCUUCUUCUUCUUCUUCUUCUUCCCCCGUUCUUUUUUCUCAGUCCCGUCUUUUGACACAGAGAACCAGAACAGAGCUUCCACCACAGGUAUGGCGAUGGCGAGCGUCGCGAGGAGGAAGGCUUACCUUCUCUCCCGAAACCUCUCCGGCGGCUGCUCCGAUGCUCUUAGGUACUCCUACUCCCUCACCUCCUUCUCCCGGGGCUUCGCCUCGGGAUCUGACGACAAUGACGUCGUCGUCAUCGGCGGCGGCCCCGGCGGCUACGUGGCCGCGAUCAAGGCCGCCCAGCUCGGGCUCAAGACCACCUGCAUCGAGAAGCGCGGCUCCCUCGGCGGUACCUGCCUCAAUGUCGGUUGUAUUCCUUCCAAGGCACUGCUUCAUUCCUCCCACAUGUUUCAUGAAGCCAAGCAUUCAUUCGCCCACCACGGGGUGAAGUUCCCAUCUGUUGAGGUCGACUUACCUGCUAUGAUGGCUCAAAAAGAUAAAGCCGUGGCUAAUCUCACGAAAGGUAUUGAAGGCCUUUUCAAGAAGAAUAAGGUCAACUAUGUGAAGGGGUACGGCAAGUUUGUCUCCCCAUCCGAGGUUUCGGUUGACACCAUUGAUGGUGGGGUCACAGUCGUAAAGGGAAAGAAUAUCAUAGUUGCCACUGGUUCCGAUGUCAAAUCUUUACCUGGAGUCACCAUUGAUGAGGAGAGGAUUGUCUCAUCCACCGGAGCUUUGGCUUUAAAAGAAAUUCCAAAGAAGCUUGUGGUGAUUGGAGCAGGUUACAUUGGUCUCGAGAUGGGCUCAGUGUGGGGCCGUUUGGGGUCAGAAGUUACAGUUGUGGAGUUUGCCCCCGAUAUCGUUCCAUCCAUGGACGGUGAGGUCCGAAAGCAAUUCCAGCGUGCCCUAGAAAAGCAAAAGAUGAAAUUCAUGCUCAAGACCAAAGUUGUUGGGGUCGACACAUCUGGAAACACUGUUAAGCUGACUCUUGAGCCAGCAGCUGGAGGAGAGAAGACAACUCUCGAGGCUGAUGUUGUUCUUGUCUCUGCUGGUCGGGUCCCAUUCACCGCUGGGCUCGGACUAGAUAAGAUUGGAGUAGAAAUGGAUAAAGCAGGAAGGAUUCUGGUUAACGAGAGAUUCGCCUCCAAUGUCCCCGGGGUAUAUGCCAUUGGGGAUGUAAUCCCAGGCCCGAUGUUGGCUCACAAGGCCGAGGAGGACGGUGUUGCCUGUGUGGAGUUCAUAGCAGGCAAGGCGGGCCAUGUGGACUAUGACAAGGUCCCUGGAGUCGUGUACACGCAUCCUGAGGUCGCUUCUGUGGGGAAGACUGAGGAACAAGUCAAGUCUCUUGGUGUGGCGUACCGAGUUGGGAAAUUCCCCUUCCUCGCAAACAGCAGGGCGAAGGCAAUUGAUGAUGCGGAGGGAAUUGUGAAGAUACUGGCCGAGAAGGAAACUGACAAGAUACUGGGAGUCCACAUAAUGGCUCCAAACGCAGGGGAGCUCAUUCACGAGGCGGCCUUGGCUCUUUCCUAUGAUGCAUCGAGCGAAGACAUUGCACGGGUAUGUCAUGCACAUCCAACGAUGAGCGAGGCAGUGAAGGAGGCUGCCAUGGCUACUUACGACAAGCCCAUUCACAUCUAAGGGCAUUCGGGUCUCUUGCGGUUGUUAUCCUUUUCUUUCGUGCCUUUGAUGUUUUUAUGCAUUUCGCGAAAUUCGUAGAGAAAGCAUACCGUCUUUUCAAAUGGAUUGUUCGGUUCACUGUGGAAUAACUGAGGCCAAACAAUCCUGUAAUGCAUCUUCUAAUAGCACUGGAUGCUCAUAAAAUUUUUUUGAAUCACUUUGGAGGUCGGCCAUAAAUUCUUUUCUACU
Punica granatum (pomegranate) is the source of this 1860-nucleotide messenger RNA. The record is from RefSeq and is a predicted model, not a curated record. NCBI's taxonomy places the organism in Eukaryota, Viridiplantae, Streptophyta, Magnoliopsida, Myrtales, Lythraceae.